Austrofundulus limnaeus is the source of this 4750-nucleotide messenger RNA. RefSeq names its product potassium voltage-gated channel, subfamily H (eag-related), member 6a (gene kcnh6a). Gene Ontology annotation, biological process: potassium ion transmembrane transport; regulation of ventricular cardiac muscle cell membrane repolarization; regulation of heart rate by cardiac conduction. Gene Ontology annotation, cellular component: plasma membrane. Lineage: Eukaryota; Metazoa; Chordata; Actinopteri; Cyprinodontiformes; Rivulidae. Gene Ontology annotation, molecular function: inward rectifier potassium channel activity. The record is from RefSeq and is a predicted model, not a curated record.
UGGAACCAUCUUUUUUAUACAAAGGGUGAGACUUUCCACGUGUUUCUGUGCACACACGUGUUUAUUUGGGAGCAGUGAGGUUCAUGUGUCGUGGAGGUGAAGGUCCUCUGCGCCAACAUGCCGGUGAGACGCGGACACGUCGCGCUCCAGAACACCUACCUGGACACGAUCAUCAGGAAGUUCGACGAGCAGAAUCGCAGGUUUCUGAUCGCCAACGCCCAGAUGAAAAACUGCGGCAUCAUCUACUGCAACGAGGGCUUCUGCCAGAUGUUCGGCUUCACCAGAGCGGAGAUCAUGCAGCAGCCCUGCACCUGCCCCUUCCUGGUCGGCCCCGGCACCAUGAAGAGCGCCCUGUCCCAGCUGGCCCAGGCUCUYCUCGGGUCUGAGGAGCGCAAGGUGGAGAUCCUCUACUACUCCAAAGACGGGAUCUGCCUCCCGUGCCGGGUGGACGUGGUUCCGGUUAAAAAUGAAGAAGGCCUCGUCAUCAUGUUCAUCCUGGACUUCCAGGAGCUCAUCGAUCCGUCCCUGAAGAAGUCGGCCUUCAGACAGAGAGUCACUCAGGGCUGGCUUUACUGUCAGAACCGCAGGCUGAAGAUGAGGCUGCCGGUCCUCCACUCGCUGAGACGUCCUUCAAUGUCCAAAGACCAGUGUGAAGGUGUGGUGGUGGACUUCCUGCAGCCAAACAGCGAGGAAGUCCCCCUGAAAGAGUUCCGCAUCCCCUCCAAGGAGAGCUGCAUGCAGUCCGAGACGGAGGCCCUGAUCGAGCAGGACCUGGACCCUCCCUCCCCGGUGGCCCAGUCCUUUGCCAAGCGGCGCUCCCUGCUGACGGACCGACUGGACCCAGGUCUGGCCUUCGCCAGGGGCUCCGUCCCUCGGAGCUGCUCCAGGGAGAGCGUGCGCAGCCUGAGGCGCGCCUCGUCUCUGGACGACAUCGAUGGGAUGAGGGCGGAGUGGAACAGCCGGCCCGGAGACCCCCGGAACCACAGCAAUCUGAAGCCCAGCGCUCUGAACUCCACCUCGGACUCGGACCUCGUGAGGCACAGAACCAUAAGCCGCAUCCCCCAGGUCACCCUCACGUUCGGCUCGGACCGGCUGAGACCCCCUUCGCCCAKCGAGAUCGAAAUCAUCGCACCAAGCAAAGUUAAAGAUCGCACCCAGAACGUCACGGAGAAGGUGACUCAGGUCACACAGGUGUUGUCUCUCGGUGCAGACGUGCUGCCAGAAUACAAGCUUCAGGCUCCUCGGAUCCACAGGUGGACCAUCCUUCACUACAGCCCCUUCAAAGCGGUGUGGGACUGGGUCAUCCUGCUGCUGGUCAUCUACACGGCCAUCUUCACGCCGUACUCCGCCGCCUUCCUCCUCAACGAGGCCGAGGACGAGCAGAGCUCCUGCGGCUACACCUGCAACCCGCUCAACGUGGUGGACCUGGUGGUGGACGUCAUGUUCAUCGUGGACAUCCUCAUCAACUUUAGGACCACCUACGUCAACCACAARGAGGAGGUGGUCAGCCACCCGGGCCACAUCGCUCAGCACUACUUCAAAGGCUGGUUCCUCAUUGACAUCGUUGCUGCCAUCCCGUUCGACCUGCUCAUUUACCGCUCCGGAUCACAGGAAACGGAGCCUCAGACUCAGACCACUCUGAUUGGAUUACUGAAGACGGCCAGGCUGCUGAGGUUGGUGCGGGUCGCCAGGAAGUUGGACCGUUACUCCGAGUACGGGGCUGCCGUCCUCUUCCUCCUCAUGUGCACGUUCGCCCUCAUCGCCCACUGGCUGGCCUGCAUCUGGUACGCCAUCGGGAACAUGGAGCGCACCGGGUCCGAGCGCCUGGGCGGCAUGAAGAUCGGCUGGCUGGACAACCUGGCCGACCAGAUCGGGAAGCAUUACAACAGCAGCGACAGAAGCUCGGGCCCCUCCAUCAAGGACAAGUACGUCACGGCUCUGUACUUCACCUUCAGCAGCCUGACCAGCGUGGGCUUUGGCAACGUGUCGCCCAACACCAACCCCGAGAAGAUUUUCUCCAUCUGCGUUAUGCUCAUCGGCUCUUUGAUGUACGCCAGCAUCUUUGGGAACGUGUCGGCCAUCAUUCAGCGGCUGUACUCCGGCACGGCGCGGUACCACACUCAGAUGCUGCGGGUCAAAGAGUUCAUCCGCUUCCAUCAGAUCCCAGGAGGUCUGAGACAAAGACUGGAGGAGUACUUCCAGCACGCCUGGUCCUACACCAACGGCAUCGACAUGAACGCUGUUCUAAAAGGUUUCCCUGAGUGUCUGCAGGCGGACAUCUGCCUCCACCUGCACCGCAGCUUGUUGCAGAACUGCAAAGCUUUUCGAGGCGCCAACAAAGGCUGCCUGCGAGCGCUGGCCAUGCGGUUCAAGACCACCCACGCACCGCCGGGGGACACGCUGGUCCACAGCGGGGACAUCCUCACCGCCCUCUACUUCAUCUCCAGAGGGUCCAUCGAGAUUUUAAGAGAUGACGUGGUGGUGGCCAUACUGGGAAAGAACGACAUCUUCGGCGAGCCCAACGGUCUGUACGUGAGGCCGGGGAAGUCCAGCGCAGACGUCAGAGCUUUGACCUACUGCGACCUCCACAAGAUCCUGAGGGACGACCUGCUGGAGGUCCUGGACAUGUACCCCGACUUCGCCGACAUGUUCUGGAGCAACUUGGAGAUCACCUUCAAUUUAAGAGAUGCAGACAGAAUCAACCAGACAACCCCGGGCAGGAGCUCCGAGUGCGGCUGCCGUCUGACCCGACACCGGAGGAGCUCCCUGCGUCGCCGCAACCGGCCGGACGGCAUGGACCACGAGGAUUCUUCCUAUCCGGACCGGUCCUGUUCGGUGGGGAACCACCGGCGGAGCACGGGGGCGGGGUCCCACUGGGAGGAGCUCUGCAGCAGCUGUUCCCAGUCCAGCGAUGAGGAAGUGAAAGCCGUCCAGCACAACAAGAAAGAGCUGUACGUUCACUCGGCCGACAGCAGAGACUACCAGACCAUCAGCCUCCUGCCUCACGGCGGACCCUCAGCUGGAGUGGGACAGUCUGUAGAGCUCGGGAGUCCUCCGUACUCGGCUGCGGCUCCUCUCAGCAUGUCCGGCCUGUACGGGUACUGGUCAGACCGCCGGUCCAGUCAGCUGUCAGACAACCAGAGACAAACGUCCACGGCGAGGACCAGUUUUCAGCCUCACGUGUUCGCUGAGGACCGUCCCAGAGAGUUAGAGUCCAGACUAGAGCUGCUGCAGUCUCAACUCAACAGGCUGGAGACCCGGAUGACGGCAGACAUCAAUGUGAUCCUGCAGCUGCUCCAGAGGCAAAUGGCCCCGGUUCCUCCAGCCUACAGCUCUCUGUCCCCCAGCACCCACCUGCCUCACCCCACCUCACUGUACAGCACAGGAGCCCCCACAAUCCGCACGGUCCCCCCAGUCCAGCCGGGUCAGACUGACGGCUCUGCCUCGCUGCUGCAGAGUCCAGAUCCCGACUUUAAGCUCAAAUCCAAAGACUCCCUGUCCGGCGAGAUCCAGCUGUCUCCAGAGGUGUCCUCUGUGGACCCCCCCUCUCCUCAGCUGCUGCACCCCAACACCGAAGAACCUCCCGGACUGAUAAGUGGGAGCCAGCGCUUCCCCUCCCUCCCCGAGCACCUGGAGACCUCCACAGACACGCAGGAGAUCCAGAGGCCCGUCUCUGACCCAGUCCUGCCCAGCAGCUAGAACAACCUUUUUUUUUAAAGRCAUAAGUUCUGAUCCGUUCUUUAAAACCCGCUCCUGCAGAGACGCUGCUGUAGAGCGAGGGAUGAUUCAGCUUUCUGCAUCACAGAGAGCUUCCUGCUUUUAUUUUUUAUUUCCUUUUCCUUCAAACAGCAGCGUUUCUUCAGGUUUCMGUGCGACGAAGAGAUUAUCCCUGAAACAAUCACUGGAUUUAACAAGUCCCACACUCAGGUUUCAACAAACAGAGGAUUAACUAAAGUUAACGUGUUUAAAAUAAUAUUUGCUUUCACUUUUUAAUAUAAGAUUUGCACAUUGAGGCUGGUGUUUGGAAUUUAAAUUAUUUUUUUAUUCUGAAAGUUACAUAAAAAUACAACACCAAGUCUGAAAAAAGCUGUGUAAAAUGUUUGUUUUAAAUACUGUGGUAAUUCUGAAUUUUAAGGGACAACACAUUGAAACAGGAGCAACAAAAACUAAAAGUCUCAACAUUCAAUAUGUUCGUUAUGUCCUUUUAUCAAUAAAACAUAGAUUUAUGAAAAUUUCAAAUCAUUUAUUUCAGCUUUAUUUAAAUAUACACAUAUUUUUUGGACUUGUUAUAAAAAACAAAUUCAGUGUUAUUGUGGUGUUGAAUAAAAACUAAGUUGACACUGUGAAGGAUGAAGGUUUGACUCUUGGCGGGGCGACAGAGGAACUUUCAUCUCACUCUUUUCGCGAGCAUGACUCAGCAGUUUGUGCUGAGCGUGUCGUUUUCAUCGUGAGGAAGUAUUACAGUGUAUCCGAUCAAACGUCGUAGUUUCUGUGUACUCACGACUGGUUUUAAUUAUGACAGCUUUGCAUUUUGUGGGGGGAGGGGUGGUUAUUUGUAUUUAUCUGUGCAGAGUUGUAUCAUCUGUUCAAAGAUUGAAAGUGCCGACAUGAAGGGAUGAAGUGGCACAGAGGAAGACGUGAACGAAGGUGAAUGUAACGAGUUUACAAGCAUUUACACGAUGUUUGUUGAAGCACAAAUGUUAUGUAUCUAUUUUUUGGAAUAAAGACACGAUACAGAGUUAGUACUGGA